This is a messenger RNA of Mya arenaria, 889 nucleotides long. RefSeq lists its product as uncharacterized. The record is from RefSeq and is a predicted model, not a curated record. The transcript is spliced from 7 exons. Bases 151 to 816 code for a protein of 221 amino acids. NCBI's taxonomy places the organism in Eukaryota, Metazoa, Mollusca, Bivalvia, Myida, Myidae.
GUUGAUCAUCCUUCUGUUUUAUUUAUUGUACUAGGUACGAUUCACUUCUAAACGUUUAAUAAUAUUGAACUACGGAUUAACACGUUCGAAGGAUAUGACAAGCUGGUAGAUCAUUGGACGUUAAUUCCAUUAUAUACACUAUACUUGAAGAUGUCACAAGUACAAGAAUGCUGGAACGAAUACGGCAGAAACAUUGGAGCGUCGGAAGAGGUUCUUUCAAAGUACUGGGACAUCAUACAAUCAAGAUAUGGUGAACAUCAACGAUUCUAUCACACGCUAAACCACAUAGAGGAAAUGUUGCAAUAUUUUGAUGAGGUCAAAGAAAUACUUCAGCGUCCCGAGUUGGUGGUAAUGGCAAUUUUUUUUCACGAUGUGGUUUACGAGCCUACCAGACCAGACAAUGAGGAACUGAGUGCUAAACUGUUUGCAGAGUUCUGCUCCGAGAUCAUGAAAGAGAACACUGAUAAAGAUCGCGUGUGUGACUGGAUAUUAAAGACCAAAGGACACGUGACAGAUGUUACCAUGGUUACCGGGCAGUAUGGCUGCUUAGAUGAGCACUACUUACUUGACAUGGAUCUCGCUAUUCUCGCUACUUCUCCGUCCAGAUAUAAUGGUUACGCGGAGGAAAUUAGGAAGGAAUAUUGUCAUUUUUCUGAGCAGGAAUUUUCAAUUAGACGCUCAAAGGUAUUGAAGACAUUCCUUGAGAGAACAAAUAUCUUCAACACAGAACAUUUUCGAAGUAAGCUCGAGACAAAAGCUCGUCAAAAUCUGGCAGACGAGAUCAAAACCCUCGAUGCAGCAUGUGGAGGGACAUAAGGAUAUAAAAACACGUAGUACGAGUCAUUUCCAUUGUAUUUGAUAUCAUAUUUGAAAAAUGUCAUUAUUGAAA